Messenger RNA from Paramisgurnus dabryanus, 1024 nucleotides. The record is from RefSeq and is a predicted model, not a curated record. Lineage: Eukaryota; Metazoa; Chordata; Actinopteri; Cypriniformes; Cobitidae.
CCUUUCUAUCUUGAUGUACUCAAAUCUUACAGAUCCUCAACUUGAUGAGAUUGUUCAACAUUUGGUGGGAGAAAAUGAAGAGAUAGGGGCAAAUGCUGUUCGGGCCAGGCUUGCAGCUAUAAAUAUUCGAGUGCAGCGAAGAAGAGUUAGAGACAGUAUGAUCAGAGUAAAUCCAACAGGAGCUGCACAGAGAGCGUUGGCCCAAAGACUGCACCGAAGAACCUACCGUGUUGCAGGUCCAAACUCACUGUGGCACAUUGAUGGAAACCACAAACUUAUCAGAUGGAGAGUAGUGAUCCAUGGCGGAAUCUGUGGCUUCAGCAGACUAAUUGUGUUUUUGCGGGCUUCGGACAACAACCGAAGCAACACGGUGUUUGAACAAUUUGUUCAAGCCACUGCCAGGUAUGGGGUACCAUCUCGGGUCAGAUGUGACCACGGAGGAGAGAACAAUGAUGUGUGCAUGUUCAUGAACACUUACCGUGGAUCAGAACGAGGAAGCGCUAUCCGUGGCAGAAGUGUCCACAACCAGCAGAUAGAGAGACUGUGGGGAGAUCUCUGGCGAGGUGUGACUAAUGUGUACCAUCAGCUGUUUUCCUUCCUUGAAAGUGAGCGAAUCAUUGACUGCUCCAAUGAACUUCAGAUGUGGGCACUACAUUAUGUUUAUCUUCCAAGGAUAAACCGGGACAUUCAAGUUUUCGUGGAUCAGUGGAACAACCAUGGUUUACGAACUGUUGGCCACCACACGCCAUACCAAAUAUUUGUCCAAGGAUGUCUGCAAAGACAAGCUCAACCACUCACUGCCAUGACUGAGAUUUUUGAAGGCAACACAGCUCCACAAGGUGCAGCUGUUUCAGUUCCUGUACUGAACUGGCAGGAAGCAGUUAGUGUUCCUCUUAACCAGUUCCGUCCAAAUGACAGGCAGAUGCAACUAAUCCAAGAUGUGGACAUUUUUGCAGGACCUAUAGGUAGUCAGUCUAUAGAUGCUCUACAAAGGGUAAUCAGUGUUUUGCAGGAAUAAAGUUUA